AUGGAGAGUUCGCAGUUCUGCCACUGUAGCUCUCCUUCAGCCGAAGCGCUGAGCUGCCGGAUCUGCUGUAAAAGUCAACAAGGGUUGGAAGGAUUCUGGAGACCUUGGAUCGCCACCCCCAAAGAUACCGAAAGGCAGUUCGGACAAAACCACAUUGCGCUGUGCAGCCUUCCUGAAAUUUCAAGGGAAUCAGCAAAACUUACACAGUAUACACACCCAGUCAGAUUAUUCUGGCCCAAAUCAAGGUGCUUUGACUAUUUGUAUCAAGAAGCUGAAGUGCUGCUGAGAAACUUUCCUGUCCAAGCCACAAUUUCCUUUUAUGAAGACUCAGAGAGUGAAGAAGAUAAUGAAGAGCUGGAAUAUGACUCUUAG
Messenger RNA from Eublepharis macularius, 372 nucleotides. It is a transcript of the gene RIPPLY2, whose product is annotated as ripply transcriptional repressor 2. Gene Ontology annotation, cellular component: nucleus. Gene Ontology annotation, biological process: embryonic pattern specification; negative regulation of transcription by RNA polymerase II. NCBI's taxonomy places the organism in Eukaryota, Metazoa, Chordata, Lepidosauria, Squamata, Eublepharidae. The transcript has 4 exons. The record is from RefSeq and is a predicted model, not a curated record. The coding region runs from base 1 to 372 and encodes 123 amino acids.